AUGGCUCGAAUACCUGCCAUGUUUGGAGCGAGCAUCCUCGCAGGCAUAGCUUACAUCCAAUACCAAGCCGCCCAGGCUGGAACUUAUACCUUAAACGUUCUGAAGAAGGCCGGAGAUGCUGUCGCAGAGACCUCGUCAAAUAUGUUCGAAGGUGCGAAGGGAAUUGUCAAUCAAAUUGGAGUGGGUUGGGAACGGACGAAGGAGGAGGCGCAUCUACCGGAGUGGCUUCAGCAAUUUUUCGAUAAGGGAGAAGAGUCUGGCGAAGGAGGGUCUGAACCACAAGCUCCUAGGCCAAGUAAAGCCGCUGUAGGAGCUGCAGCAGCUUCAGGCGCCGCAAUAGGAGUGGAAGGAUCAAGCGAAGACGAUGAGCAGUCGGGUGCAGAGAUGGCAAGAGAUGAUCAAAUGAUGGUAUUGACGAGAAAGAUGAUUGAGAUUCGAGGCAUUCUCAAUACGAUUGGCCAAGGAGGGGCUUUGACGCUGCCAUCUAUCGUGGUUAUUGGAUCGCAAUCAUCUGGGAAAAGCUCGGUUCUUGAGGCAAUUGUCGGGCACGAAUUCUUGCCCAAAGGCUCUAACAUGGUCACUAGACGCCCGAUCGAACUCACUCUCGUCAACACCCCUGAUGCAAAAGCCGAGUACGGCGAGUUCCCUGCUCUUGGAAUGGGCAAAAUCACAGACUUUUCGCAAAUCCAAAAAAUCCUAACGGACCUCAACCUGGCUGUUCCCCCCGAGCAAUGUGUUAGCGACGACCCCAUCCAAUUGUCCGUUUACUCUCCAAACGUUCCAGAUUUAUCCCUGAUUGAUCUGCCGGGCUAUAUCCAAGUAUCAGGCAAAGACCAACCUUCUGAGCUGAAGCAGAAGAUCUCCGAUCUGUGUGACAAAUACAUCCAACCCCCCAAUGUCAUCCUAGCCAUCUCUGCCGCGGACGUAGACUUGGCCAAUUCCACUGCUCUCAGGGCAAGUCGAAGGGUUGAUCCUCGAGGCGAGAGAACGAUUGGUGUCAUUACAAAAAUGGACCUGGUCGACCCCCGUCGAGGCGUUGAAAUCUUGUCAGACAGAAAAUAUCCUCUGAGGCUAGGUUAUGUUGGCGUGGUUUGUAAGAUACCACAAUCGGCAGGUCUUUUCUCCAGACCUGGCGCCAGUGUGACAAAUGCCAUCAUCAAGAACGAGAACGCAUACUUCUCAUCACAUCCGCUACAAUUUGGUCCACAAUCAGAACUCGCUGUUGGCACAACCACGCUACGACACAAGCUCAUGCAUGUUCUCGAACAAACAAUGGCGGCGAGCCUUGCUGGAACGAGAGACGCCAUCGUGCAGGAGCUGGAAGAAGCAACAUAUGAGUUCAAAGUACAAUAUAACGACAGACCGCUUAGUGCUGAAUCGUACUUGGCCGAAAGCUUGGACAGCUUCAAACAUUCGUUCAAGGAGUUCAGCGAGCACUUCGGCAGAGCUCAAGUUAGGGCCUUGUUGAAAGAUGUCCUUGAUCAGAAAGUGAUGGACGUGCUGGCUAAACGAUACUGGAAUAAACCAGUAGAGGAUCUGUCGCCUGUUCAGCCUGAAGCAGAUCCCUUAUCGGAGUUGCCCAAAGCUGAACCAGGAUCGUUGUACUGGCUACGCAAACUGGACGCCUCGACUUCGGAGCUGACCAAACUUGGUGUCGGGAGACUGGCGACGACGGUGGUGGCGGCUGAACUGCAGAGCCAUGUUGACAAGCUGAUAGCCGCUUCCACGUUUGCUUCCCAUCCUUAUGCUCAGCGGUCAAUUGUCGAUGCCUCGUCGAGCAUAUUGAACGACCGAUUCUACAGCACGAGUGAUCAGGUCGAGAAUUGCAUCAAACCAUUCAAAUUCGAGAUCGAAGUGGAGCCGAAUGAAUGGAGCAAGGGACGCGAAAAUGUGGGCCAUGUGUUGAAGAAUGAGCUGAAAGCUUGCGAAGCUGCGCAGAGGCAAUUGGAAGACAGCAUCGGCAAAAGAAAACUUAGAGAUGUGAUGGGCUUCAUCGACCGAGUGAGGAAAGGAGAAAUUGUCCUGGAAGGAGAUGGGUCCGGCGGUGCAGGUGGCUUUUCGGCAGCCCUUCUUCAAAAAGGUCGAGAAGCCGUUUUCCUCCGCGACCGUGCCGACAUCAUCAAGAUGCGCCUCAUGGCCGUCAAAUCUAAACAAUGCGCCAACCCCAAAAACAAAUACUACUGCCCCGAAGUCUUCCUGGACGUGGUCGCUGACAAAUUGACUUCGACGGCCGUGCUCUUCCUCAAUGUUGAACUCCUCUCUGAAUUUUACUACAAUUUCCCCCGCGAGUUGGAUUUGAGACUUGGUCGACAUCUGGAGCCGAGCGAAAUCGAGCAAUUCGCGAGAGAAGACCCUAAGGUCAGAAGGCAUCUCGAUGUCAUCAAGCGGAAGGAGAUGCUAGAGUUGGUGUUGGAGAAGAUUGAGAGCUUGAGGCAAUUGGAGGGUCGGACGAAGACGCAACAAGCGAAAGCGUCGCUGGUCAAGGAGAGAGGGCGGUGGAGUCUGUUUUGA
Cladophialophora bantiana CBS 173.52 is the source of this 2511-nucleotide messenger RNA. RefSeq lists its product as uncharacterized. The transcript is spliced from 2 exons. The record is from RefSeq and is a predicted model, not a curated record. The coding region runs from base 1 to 2511 and encodes 836 amino acids. Gene Ontology annotation, molecular function: GTP binding; GTPase activity; microtubule binding. Lineage: Eukaryota; Fungi; Ascomycota; Eurotiomycetes; Chaetothyriales; Herpotrichiellaceae. Gene Ontology annotation, cellular component: membrane; cytoplasm; microtubule.